This is a messenger RNA of Peronospora matthiolae, 1866 nucleotides long. The record is from the annotation of a GenBank genome assembly. Lineage: Eukaryota; Oomycota; Peronosporomycetes; Peronosporales; Peronosporaceae.
AUGACGGCACCCGCGCUUCAUGUCGGUGACUGGUUAGACGUCGUUGACGGUGAUGGGAUCUGGAAUGUUGCACAAGUCAUUCGACUGGCCACGCCCGAGACCGUGGAAGUGACGUAUGACUGCUGGGGAGACGAGUACAAUGAAGUCUUGAGACGAGACAGCGACCGGAUCGCUCCGUACCACACGCACACGUGGUCGGUCAAGUGCUGGGCCAAGCUGGACACAUGGCCGUGGUGGCCAGCCGUCCUCACUGUGCGAACUCCUGGCUCUGCUCUUGGGGCGCAAAACUUGAGACAGGAAGAGCGACUGCUCGUGGACUUUCUCGACCACACGGAGUUUUUCGAACGUUGCAGGUGCUGGGUGAGAAAGAGCCAGACGAUGGCGCUUCAAAGUCAUCGAGACACGAAAAAACGGUUGAUGACGCUCAAGGCCCAGUGCGAUGCGCGAGAAGAGUUUCCCAAAUUUUGUGAGGGAACGCUGCCUGUGCAGUUUGAGAACAACUGUACGAGACCGAAUACGGAAGUGAGGAUCGAAAUGGGGGAACAGCUCUGGAUGCGCGCCUUUGCUGACAACCGAGUCAGUCAUGCAGCAACACAUGCGUACGCACCUGUGCUGGCUGGCGAUGAAGAGGGACUUGAGCUGCUGAAGUCGAGGAAAACGAUUAAUGCGGACAAAAUCAGGACCCGAUGCGAUGCGUCGAUUGAGGCCGAUCAAAACAGCCCGUCGCUAGAUAUGAGAAUGGCAGACAUUGCAACUGCCCAACCAAAGUCUACCGAUGUCCCCAUCGUAAUUGGAACUACAACUACGAUACUAGCUGCAAAGGAUUCGCGAAAACGAACGAAUUCCAAUGCCGGAGAUGCAGUAUGUGGCUUCAAAUCUACCAGCGAUACCGAAGAACCUCGCAUUGAGUCACAGAGAUACGGAAAAACACCGAAGGUACUCAAGAUCUCGAAAGCGUCGGUUUCUAGACCUUUGUCAUGCACCCCGGGCUACGCCGCAGAUCUUUUCAGAGAAACGUCUUGGGACGGGAAGAAUACCGCUACUCCUCACAUCCGUCAUGCAGCGCAUUCACAACUGCACGCAACGGAAGGUGUACCGAGCACAAAGUUGCCUGUAUUGGAUCAGCACAUGGGGCAGGAAGAGGCUAUGAUGAUAGAACAGUUGUCGGGUGAAUCGUCAAAGCCUGGCAACAAGAGUGUCUGUCCAAUCCAAAGUCUUGCUCGGUCAACAGAAGCCAUUUUGCAGGCUUAUAAGAAGCUGCGCGACAUGGAAGCUGCAGUGGGUGGCAAGUUGACUGAGCUUGUUGAGAAAACUGCAAAAGCGGAAGAGCUUUGGAGUAGAUGUGCUGACUCGCCGUCGUUCUGUUCUGCGCAGCAAAACGAAGAUGAUGUUAGCGAUACGCUAUUUUCUACCUUUGAGGCUGAAAGCGAAACGGAUCGUGCCAUCGAUGAGAGUCUGCAUUGCGAAAGCGGAACUUGUGGCUCUCCUGAUGCCUUAAAGUGUUCAUCAUCUGCGAGAAGAGCACCACAGUCCAAGUGCAGAAGUGCUUCAACUCUUCCUGCUGAGCUGGAUGGUACCAAAACUGGCUUGCUCGCCUGUUCGAACGGUCAAGGUGCAUUCACACGGAUGGAUCAUCCUAGCUAUGGAAUGCCAAUCCAUGCAGGAUGUUCGCCCCAUAACGGCGACAGUCAGGAGGAAGUCAAGUGGUGUUGCACGAACCCAUUCCCGCAAUCAGUGAACCAGCAGCUUAGCGGAUCAUGGUCAAGAGACCACAGUUCCUCGACCUUCAGUGUGAAUGACAACUUCUCAGUGAGUCAGUGGUAUCGAGAUCUGUACCCGACGUCAUUUGAUCUCGAGCGAUUGUGA